AUGAAGAAACAGCAGGGCUCUGGCUAUCCAGUUGGAAAGCUUGGCAAAUCCUCCCAGAGAACUCAUAAAAGAAAAGGACAAGGCAAGCAAAACUUCGGCUGUCACUGUGAUGCUAAUCUUUGCCGCUGCGAGGAAAGUUUGCAAGGGUUUAUUUUCUCAACACCGUGCCAUGCUGUCUUUGCCUUUCUCAAUCCCUUGCUAAUUGGUGUCAUUCAAGUUAAAUUCCAAGGCACAGCUCAGUCUCCAUUUCAAACAAGCUUACCAAGCAUGUGGGCUUUUCUGCUGGCAACAAUCAUCUAUUGCUUUGCAUUCGCUGCCAACAUGAGAUUUAAGUGCACUUGGUACUCUCGACUUUCAGGUCAUGUUGCUUUCUUCGCAGGAUCUUUUUCAUCGAUCUCAUUGGUAUCGGUCCUGCUCCCAGCCCUGCUAGGGCGUCUUAUUUUUGCUGUGUGGAUUAUUUUGCCUAUCGUGGUUGCUCGUAACUUCGUCCAAUUCAUAUAUCUGUGGAUCUACCAAAGGAUCAUGACGUUAAUAUUCAAAAUACUUGGCUUUUGGUAUCGGUUCCUGGAUGACAUGUCGGUUGCUCGUAACUUCGUCCAAUUCAUAUGUAUGUGGAUCUACCAAAGGAUCAUGACGUUAAUAUUCAAAAUACUUGGCUUUUGGUAUCGGUUCCUGGAUGACAUGUCGGUUGCUCGUAACUUAGUCCAAUUCAUAUGCCUGUGGAUCUACCAAAGAAUCGUGACGUUAAUAUUCAAAAUACUUGGUUUUUGGUAUUGGUUCCUGGAUGACAUGUCGAUUGAGGAACAAGCAGAGUACCCUGUGGAGAAUCUGGAGAUUAUUAUUGCCAAUUAAUUGUGUUCCA
This is a messenger RNA of Populus trichocarpa (black cottonwood), 862 nucleotides long. RefSeq lists its product as uncharacterized. The record is from RefSeq and is a predicted model, not a curated record. Bases 1 to 852 code for a protein of 283 amino acids. Lineage: Eukaryota; Viridiplantae; Streptophyta; Magnoliopsida; Malpighiales; Salicaceae. The transcript is spliced from 2 exons.